Molecule: messenger RNA, 5364 nt
Organism: Archocentrus centrarchus (flier cichlid)
Lineage: Eukaryota; Metazoa; Chordata; Actinopteri; Cichliformes; Cichlidae
Gene: vwde
Product: von Willebrand factor D and EGF domains
Exons: 31
Coding region: 28-5301 (1757 amino acids)
Biological process (GO): anatomical structure development
Cellular component (GO): extracellular region; cell surface
Molecular function (GO): calcium ion binding; signaling receptor binding
Source: RefSeq, a predicted model, not a curated record
GAGUCGCGUGCUGGACGCUUGGGGACGAUGAGACGUGAAACUCUGUGGAAACUUCUGCUCUGUGUUGCGUUUUCACUGCCCAACGCAGUGCGCGUUCAAACAGUGCUUCCUCCAGAGUGUGCGCCAGGAGGCCACUCGCUCCUCCAGAACCCCUACCGUAGCGCCACCUUCAGCUCCAGCUGGCUGCAGCAGUCGGCCCUGCAGGACUUCAUCUGUGACCACUCCCUCACACCGGGCUGGUACCAGUUUCAGAUUUUUGACAAGCCAGCCAGUAUGCCCACCCAGUGUGUGGAGGUGAACCACUGUGGGACUCAGGCUCCAGUGUGGCUGUCUCUGGGUGAGGGUGAGUCCCUGCCGGGGCCUCUGGAGGUCAGGCAGUUCACGGCCUGCGCUGCCUGGCAGUUCUUCUCGAGCAGCAGCAAAGACUGCUGCAUGUUUCGCAUCCCGGUCACCGUCCGAAACUGUGGAGAUUUCUAUGUUUACCUGCUCCAGCCCACGCAGGGAUGUAUGGGCUACUGUGCACAGGAGAUGUCAGACUCGUUACCUGCGUUGUCGCCGAUCUGCGGCCCUGGCGAGGUGAACGUCGGGGGAACCUGUAAAACUAACCAGCCCCCCGCUCCAUCAGUCCCAGUGAUCGUCUCAGAGGUAACCGGUAACACCAUCUAUCUACAGUGCAACUUUGAGAGCAGAUCGAACAGCUCCCUGGGUUAUGUGGUGGCCUGGUCUCGCCUCUCACCUGAGGGCAGGAAGGAGGAGCUCAAACAGGAGACCACCAUCCAGACCUCUGCCUUUAUCGAGCUCGAUGGCUUCAACCUCCGAUUAGGAGACAAGAUUUACUGCUCCAGCUCCAGUUUCUUUUUGGACUCUCCCAGUGUCCGGGGAACUGUGGUGGAAAGUCAGGAGUUCUUUGCUGGGAUCAGGUUGAGGCCAGAGGUGAGCAGCGUAUCUGAGGACGGCAGACUGUAUGAGCUGCUGCUCGAGAGCACGGUUCCUGUUCUGUGUCCAGAAGGGUCUCCGUCUCCUGCAGAGCGGUGCGCUUUGACCCUGCAGCUCCGCACAAGCAGCGAAGAGGACGGUUUGCCGGGUGCCGAUCUGUCCCUGUCCUCCUGUGUCGUGGAUCUGUCCCGGGGUCCCUGUAGGGAGGGGAUCUGUAGCCGGGCUAUUAUCCACUUCAGUCCUGUAACUGACUUUGUUAAAGAUGGCAACAGGACGACUCAGAUCUCAGUUAAACCCAUCGUCACACAAAACUUUCUCUGGAAUGGAUACUCGCCAGAACCUGUCCAGGUAACAGUUAAGGAUGUUACCCCAGCCUACUGCUACUCCUUCACUGAUCCUCACAUCAUCACAUUUGAUGGCAGGUACUACAACAACUACCAGAUAGGCACCUUUGUUCUGUAUAAGAGCCGCUUUUGGCCCUUUGAGGUCCACGUCCGCCAGUGGGAGUGCGGCAGCAUCGUGCAUGCCGCCUCGUGUGUGUGCGGCUUUGUGGCGAGGGACGGGGGAAAUGUGAUUGCUUUUGACAUGUGCGAUGGGGAACUGGGUGAAACCGAGCCUCAGCUGUCUGUGAAGAACAGAGACUUCAGUAAGAGGGGCAUCCGGAUCACAGAGUCCUACCAGGGACGCAAAGUCACUAUGACCUUCUCUUCUGGAGCGUUUGUUCGUGCCGAUGUGUCUGACUGGGGGAUGAGUCUGACGCUGCGAGCCCCCAUUUCAGACUGGAGUCACACCGAGGGUCUGUGUGGGACCUACGAUGGACAGCCAGACAAUGACUUCCGCUCAGCAGGGGGUGCCAGCCUGGAAGAUCUGCACGCUUUUAUCGCUGAAUGGAGGUUACCUCCAGGCAGCAGCCUGUUUGACACCAUGCCAUCCCAUAUUAAUACACCGAAUUCUCACAAGUUCUGUACCUGCCAGGAAGAGAUGCCCCACUUCUCAUCUCCCCGGGCACAGUCUAAACCAGCUGCUUCCAACUCCAGCUGCUCUAAUCAGGGCAAUGUGCGUUUCCCCAGUGUCAUCCCAACUCUGGACGUCACAGCUGAGUACAUCACCUCUGUGGAACUACUCAGUGAAAAUGAAAGGGAGCCACUGCCUCCAGAUCAUUUCAGCCAAAACAUCCACAUUCAGCUACGUGAAAGAGGCUCGAGAGCCUCAAGAGGCAGAGUUUCAACCUCAGAUCAUCGCCGACAGCUCAGAGGCAGGCGCAGUGCCCAACGUUUCAUUUCUAACUCCCCGCAUCAAAGUCUCAGCCAGUCUGAUCUGGAGGGCUUUACCUACUUUUUCCCAGAAGACCACGAACCAGCAGUUCAGCCAGAUUCUUCCCUAACGUGGCCCACACCCUCUGGCCUCAGUGAGCAGCAGGCCCAGGCUCGGUGCUGGCAGACUGUGGCAAACUCAAGCAUAGCGGUCGGUUGCAGGAACCUGCUGAAAGAGAUAAUAGUCAACCGUGCUGUUAACAUGUGCGUUACUGACCUACAGCUGAAGGAUGAUGAGUCAUGGCUGAACGCGACGGUACCGCUGCUGGAAAACGAGUGUGAGAGGAGACUGCUGGAGGAGGGGGAGGGAGAAGAGGAGUACCAGGAUGCUGCGGCCAUCCUGAAGUGUCCAAAUCUGUGCAACGGGAAUGGCCAGUGUUCAGAGUGGGGCUGUGUGUGCUUCCCAGGAUUUGGCUCAUAUGACUGCAGUGUGCUGUCUGACCAGAUCCCUGAGAUCACUAAGCUGGAGGAAGACGGUCUGUGUGACGUCCAUCAGAGAAACUGCACCACCAUCCAGAUCCAAGGCCGAGGCUUCAAGGACUCCUACGAGCUCAAGUGUGAGUUUGUUAAAGAAAAGUUUGUGGAUGGGGAGUGGGUUCUGGAUGAGCCUCACUCUGUGCCGGCCACCUUUCUGAAUGACACUGCUUUGGAGUGCCAGCUCCCCCCGGAGGACAGCCGGGUUUCUGCAGGCGUGGAUUUGGAAGCGCUGACCAACAGUCCUCUGGCUCGCUGGCAGAUCAAAGUUUCCAAAGAUGGUUACAGCUACAGCAACGCAAAGAUACUGACUCUUUACGACGGAGCCUGCCAGACGUGCACCCUCAGCACUGAAGUCCUCUGUACCCUGAGGGAGAAAACCUGCAAUAUUGAUGGCCUGUGUUACCGUGAGGGGGAGUCCCUCCCCAGCAGCCCUUGCCUCACAUGCCGUCCAGACUCGUCCAAACACACCUGGUCCAUAGCGGAGAACAACGAGCCUCCGCUGCUCCAGUCGCUGCCCUUUCCUCUGCAGUCCUUCCAGGGGGAACAUUUCAUCUUCCAGCUAAAUGCUCGAGACCCCGAGGGCUCCACAGUUCUCUUCACCCUGGUAUCAGGCCCUGAAGGGGCCUCUCUGUCUCCAGCUGGUCUGCUGAUGUGGAAGGCCGAAUCCACCGGCAGACACACUUUCCAGUUCGCUGUGACCGACGACUGUAACACGGAGACCAGAGCUUCUGUAGAGGUGUAUGUGCGCUCCUGCGAAUGUCGGAACGGCGCUCCGUGUGUCGCCAAUGUCAACCUGCCUGCCGGCAGCGGGGCAUAUGUGUGUGUGUGUCCUGAUGGAUUUACAGGGGAGAGGUGCGAGGUGGACGUUGAUGACUGUAAACCGAACCCCUGCAGACUGGGUCACUGUAUCGAUGGACUCAACUCCUUCUCCUGUAUAUGCCCACCUGGAAUGACAGGCCGUACAUGCAGAGAAGAUAUAGACGAGUGUGUCUUCCAACCUUGUUUCCCUGGAGUGAGCUGUAACAACACAAUGGGCUCUUUUAUUUGUGGAUUAUGCCCACAAGCAUACGGUGGUGAUGGGAAAAAUUGCAAACGUGGUGGAGAUUCUCCGGUUAAAACAGUGGAGGCACCGGGAAGGGUACCGCAGGUUUCAUCGAGGCCCAGACUGUUGGGGGUGUCACCGUGCACCAGAGGGCCGUGUUACCCGGGGGUGCAGUGCUUCGAGAGCAUCCAUGUUUCAGCAGGUUUCGUCUGUGGACCCUGCCCUCCCGGUGUGCAUGGAAAUGGCCAGACGUGCACGUCAGCAGCUCAGGGGACACUCACCAGUGGAGCAGACAGUUAUUUUCACAUCACCAGGUCAAAUUCCACUUCCACCUCUUCCUCCUCAAACAGACGACCUCCUGACAGGAGGACAAGACCAGAAGCAACAAAUAUCAGGAGACUCUCUCCCUCUGACAGAAAAACCACUGCAACACAACAGGAUCCAACCACAGUUGGAGCUUUUGCUCCGCCCAGCGGGGUGGAGCUGACCCCCAACCUCUCCACAGGGAUCCAUUGGGGGUCAGCAGCUCCCCGUGUGACCUGUGCUGACUCUCCCUGCUUCCCCGGUGUCUCCUGUGAGCCCACCGUCUCCGGGUCCUUCAGGUGUGACAGCUGCCCGUACGGUUACACUGGGGAUGGAGUCGCAUGUAAAGCUGUAUGCAGGUAUCCAUGUGGGAGAAAUAUGGAGUGCACUCUCCCCAACACCUGCACCUGCAAAGAGGGUUACACAGGAUACAGCUGCCACACAGCUGUUUGUCGGCCUGACUGUAAAAACCGGGGGAAGUGUGUGAAACCAAAUGAGUGCGAAUGCCCUGCAGGCUACGGAGGCCCUGCCUGUGAGAAAGCGAGCUGCGAGCCGCCCUGUCAGCAUGGAGGAACCUGCCUGGCCAGAAACCUGUGUACCUGCUCCUACGGCUACGUGGGGCCAAGAUGUGAAAUCAUGGUGUGUAACAGGCACUGUGAAAACGGAGGCGUGUGUGUUUCUCCUGAUGUCUGCAAAUGCAAACCUGGCUGGUAUGGACCAACGUGCAACUCAGCUCUCUGUAAACCCAUCUGUCUAAAUGGAGGAACCUGCGUUAAGCCUAACGUAUGUGCCUGUCCCAGUGGUUUCUAUGGCUCCCAGUGUCAAAUUGCUGUUUGCAAUCCUCCUUGCAAGAACGGAGGCCAGUGUAUGAGAAACAACGUGUGCUCCUGCCCUGAAGGCUACACAGGAAAAAGGUGUCAGAAGAGCGUGUGUGAGCCGAUGUGCAUGAACAGAGGCAAGUGUGUGGGACCCAACACUUGCUCCUGCGCUUCUGGGUGGAGGGGGAAGAGGUGUAACAUACCCGUGUGCCUGCAGAAGUGUAGAAAUGGUGGUGAGUGUGUGGGACCAAACACCUGCCACUGUCCCAUUGGCUGGGAAGGCCUUCAGUGUCAAACAGCGGUGUGCAAACAGCGGUGCCUGAACGGAGGGAGGUGUGUGCUGCCCGACUACUGCCACUGUCAGAGAGGCUACAAGGGCUUGACUUGUGCAAUAAAGGCAUCACAAGCAUGAUGACGAAGGAACGGGAACAACGACUGAAGAAAUCACAAAAGGCACAAAGAACAAAGAGCACCA